Coccidioides posadasii C735 delta SOWgp is the source of this 675-nucleotide messenger RNA. The record is from RefSeq and is a predicted model, not a curated record. Lineage: Eukaryota; Fungi; Ascomycota; Eurotiomycetes; Onygenales; Onygenaceae.
AUGCAGCAAGUCGUACCUGAGGAGCGAACAUCUCAAUCGGCACACCCUCAUCCUGAUCUCCUCAAUGCCCAUCUACGACGACACGAGAAGCGCGGCCAGGUCGCCGAGCUCGCGACGAAGUCCCAGUCGAACUCCACCUCCAGCCCUCCUCCGAUCGUGUCGCCCACCGCUGGGAAUAGCGGGCACGAGCAGUCGCCGGGAGAGCUCAAGUCCCCGACUGCCAGGGACUGGCAGUUCUCGCAGAACCAGCUUCACGACCCGCAGACCGUCACCGCGCCGCCCGUCGCAGCCACCGCUCCUGUGUCGAUGACUCAGUUUUCGAAUGCGAUCACCUUGCCCCCUCCGCCGGCCCAAAGUUCCGAUAACGCUCUGCUCUACCGCCCUGCGCAGCCCGCCGACGUUAUACCCCAGCAUCCUGUCUCGUCUGCCAGCAUCCUCCCGCACCAUUUGCCUCCACAACCGUUUGCGGCCGCGCCGGUGCUCGAUGACGAUUACACUUGGUUAUUUCACGGCGCGAGUCUCUUCGAUCUGCCGCCUGAUGACUAUCUUAACCUCCAUUUUGGCGGUAGCCUCGGCCCUGCCUCACCUACAGUAUUGCAAACCCUCCCCCCCUUUUCCUCUGGGUACGUCAUGCCGCUGACGGGCCUUGUUAGGGAUUUUAUUCCCAGCCUUUAG